Molecule: messenger RNA, 1089 nt
Organism: Penicillium cataractarum
Lineage: Eukaryota; Fungi; Ascomycota; Eurotiomycetes; Eurotiales; Aspergillaceae
Product: endo-1,4-beta-xylanase
Exons: 2
Coding region: 1-1089 (362 amino acids)
Biological process (GO): carbohydrate metabolic process
Molecular function (GO): hydrolase activity, hydrolyzing O-glycosyl compounds
Source: RefSeq, a predicted model, not a curated record
AUGCGUCCCUCUCUCAUCUUUGCGGCCUUGCUGGCCGGUGCGUCCCAGGCCGCACCUCACUCUUCCAAUAGCAAUAGCAACAGCAUUGAUCUCAAUAAGCUUGCUCAGCGCCGGGGAAAGCAUUGGUUUGGUACAGCGGCCGAUAUUCCUGGAACUGCUGAGACCACCGACGCCGCGUACCUCAAAGUCCUGAAGAACAACUUUGGUGAAAUUACGCCGGCAAACGCAAUGAAGUUCAUGUACACCGAGCCAGAGCAAAACGUGUUCAACUUCACUGAAGCCGAGCAAUUCCUGGAGGUGGCCGAGCGCUUCGGUACACAGGUUCGAUGCCACAACCUCGUCUGGGCUAGCCAGGUGUCCGACUUCGUCACAUCCCAGAACUGGACGGCUGAAGCUCUCACUGCUGUGAUGAAGAACCACAUCUUCAAGACUGUUCAGCACUUUGGUCGACGCUGCUACUCGUGGGAUGUAGUCAACGAGGCUCUCAACUCCGAUGGCUCAUUCUCUUCAAGUGUCUGGUACGACACUAUCGGCGAGGACUACUUCUACCUUGCAUUCAAAUACGCACAGGAGGCAUUGGCUGAGAUUGGGGCCAACGAUGUGAAACUUUACUACAAUGACUAUGGCAUUGAAAACCCGGGUACCAAGUCAACUGCCGUUCUUAACCUCGUCAGUGGACUCCGCCAGCGCGGUAUUCGAAUUGACGGUAUUGGCCUGGAAUCCCACUUUAUCGUGGGCGAGACCCCUUCUCUUGCCGAUCAAGUCUCUACGAAGCAGUCCUACAUCAAGGCUAAUCUCGACGUGGCUAUCACCGAGCUUGAUAUUCGUUUCUCGACUGUGCCGUACUACACGGCUGCUGCUCAGAAGCAGCAGGCUCAAGACUACUAUUCGAGCGUUACUAGCUGCUUAAAUGUUGGUCCUCGCUGCAUCGGUGUGGUUGUAUGGGACUUUGACGAUGCUUAUUCCUGGGUUCCGAGUACUUUUGCUGGCCAAGGUGGUGCCUGUUUGUUCAACGAUACUCUCCAGGCAAAGCCGGCGUACUACGCUGUCGCCGAGGCCCUCGAGGGGAAAGCUUGCAGUGUAUGCUAG